This is a messenger RNA of Momordica charantia (bitter melon), 1955 nucleotides long. It is a transcript of the gene MS1, whose product is annotated as RING/FYVE/PHD zinc finger superfamily protein. Lineage: Eukaryota; Viridiplantae; Streptophyta; Magnoliopsida; Cucurbitales; Cucurbitaceae. The record is from RefSeq and is a predicted model, not a curated record.
AUGGCGGAGGCGAUCGGCAGGAAGAGGAGGAGAGGCGCUGGCGGAGGAGGGGAGAAGGUGUUCAGGUUCAAGAGCUUUGGGGAGAACGGGUAUCCGGUGGAGUUCGUCGGGCGGUUCCGGGAGAAUGUGGUGGCGCUGCUUGGGUUCGGGCGGUGGGAGAGUGGUGACUGCGCUGGAGGGCUGCAGAGCUGGUCGUUCCAGCUGCAGGUCCAGCGGCAGCCGCCUUUCCACAUCGUGAUGUUUGUCGUGGAGGAGCCGGUCGAGGCGGCGCCGCCGGCGGGGAGGCAUUGUAAAGACUGCCAGUAUGUUGGUUGGGGGCAGCAUAUGAUAUGCAAUAAGAAGUACCACUUUGUGUUGCCAUCAAAGGAGACGAUGAUGGCUGCAUCUUCUUGUUCAAACAAUAGUAAUCCUAGGCUGAGCCUGAGCUUGAGCUUGAGGCUGGUGGAAUUGGAAGGCCAUAUUCUUCAUGGGGUGUUCCAUUCCAAUGGAUUUGGGCAUUUGCUGAGCCUAAAUGGACUAGAAAUGGGCUCUACUUUGCCUGGCUACCUCGUCAUGGACUUUUGGGAUCGCUUGUGCAAUGCACUCAAAGCAAGGAAGGUGAGUUUGAGGGACAUUUCACAGAAGCGAGGCAUGGAAUUAAGGCUCCUCCACGGCGUAGCACAUGGCCACCCAUGGUUCGGCCGUUGGGGCUACAAGCUCCACCGCGCCGCCUUCUCGGCCACUCUCCAAAUGUACCAAAAAGCCCUCUCCGCCCUCCAACGCCUCCCCGUCGCCGCGAUCGCCGCCGCCCAUCCCCACAUUCUGCCCCCCAUCCUCUCCAAGUACCACUCCCUCUCCGACCACCCUCUCCUCACCCUCCGCGACCUCCUCCGCUUCGUGCUCGGCCUCCACGCCGCGGCCGAGUCCCAUAACUCGGCCGGGUUCCUGCCCGAGGCCUCCUGCAGGUGGUCGCCGAAGAGGGUGGAGAUGGCGGUGCGGGUGAUCGUCGAGGCGCUGAAGCGGGCCGAGUUCCGGUGGGUGUCGCGGCAGGAGGUGCGCGAUGCGGCCCGCAUGUACAUUGGGGACACGGGUCUGCUGGACUUCGUGUUGAAGUCGCUGGGAAACCAUGUGGUCGGAAAUUAUUUGGUCCGGCGAACGCUGAAUCCGGUCACCAAAGUUCUUGAAUAUUGCUUGCAAGACGUUUGUAGUGCUGUUCACAUGAAACCCAGGUGCAAGGUUGGGAGAGCUGAGCUAGCGAAGGACAUCUUCAACCUCUACCGAUACAUUCUUGGAGACCAGAAGCCGCUGCAGGCCAAAGGAAUUAUUCCCACUCUAACAAUGGCUUCCGAGAUCAUCCUCGACUCAAAGUUCCUCGUCAAGGAGUACAGCGGCGAGCCACCAGCGAUGCCCGAGCUAGAAAUCGAAGGGAAAUCGAACCUUUUCUGCACGGUUAGAUUCAAGCACCAAGAAGCAACAACAACACUUCCAUAUGAGUGCAUUGCAAUGAAGAAGAAUGGCACCAUUGAUGAGCUAAAGGAGGACGUGGAGAGGAACAUGAGAGAAAUCUAUUGGGGAUUGAGGAGCUUUGUAGUGGAAGGGAUUGUGGAUUUGAAGGCACAAGGGAAGGAUUUGGUGUUUGGAUUGGUGGAAGUUGGUGGGAAGUUGGUGUUUGAGGGAAAUUAUGGAGAUCAAGGAAUUAGCUGCUUGUUCUUCAACAAUGGGGGAAUGGAGAAGAGAAUUAUGGAGUGUGUUUGUGGAGCUGUGGAAGAUGAUGGGGAGAGGAUGGUGGCUUGUGAUAUUUGUGAAAUUUGGCAGCAUACAAGGUGUGUUCAAAUACCAAAUGACCAACAAGUCCCUCACAUAUUUAUUUGUAAUAGGUGUGACCAAGAAAUUGCUUUGCUACACUCAUUGCCUUAGAGAGAUGAAUUUGUGUAUUUUAAGUAUAAAACUUAUGUGUGUUUCUUUGCUAAUUUCAU